AUGGCCGCCCUCCCAACCGCCGCAAGUACCACGAACACCCCGCCUUCCCCAACCCAGGCCCAGUCCCUUUCCGAAACCCUUCUCUCCCAAUGCCACGCCCUCCUCCACGAAUUAAGCACUUUCCAAGCCUACCUCGCCGGCCUGGGAAGGCCACAUCUCGUGGAACUCCGCCAGUUCAAGGCCGCGGUGCGAGCCGAGCUCAAGUCGUUGGAGAAAUCGUGUGAGCUGGCCAACAAGGCGGCCGAGGAGGAUUCGGAGGAGGAUAAAUCGAUACCGGGUGGAAAAGAUGGGGAAGAUUCUGAUGAAGCUGAGGAUAGUGAUAGGCGGUUGGGGGUCGGGGAAAGAAAAGUGCUGCAUUCGCUGCGGUCGUCGAAUUUGCCGUUUUACUGGAUGGUUUGGAGGGUUGCGACGACGGCUUGUAAAGGGCUGGUGGGGUUUAAUAAGAGGUUCUACUGGCAGGAAGCUAAGAAGAGGAGGAGACUGGGAGGAGAGUAUGAGGCGAUUGAGGGAGAAUUUGAAAAGCUAGGGUUGUCGAAUGGGGCGAUUGGGAGACGGGAAGAUGAGCAUGAUGCGGCAGUGUCCGUUUCGUCGAAAAGAAAUGUCAUCGUGGAUAUCGUUGCUGAACAUGGGGAUGAAUGGGUAAAAGUGUCUACAAUUACACCCACCCGCCUGCUUUUUGAAUUGGCAAAACAGGGCUGGGAGAUCGAUUCCGACAACGAAGAAAGCGACGAGGAAUAUAGAUUGCAAACAUAUGACAGUGAUGAUGAUGAUGAUGAUGAUGAUGCUAUUGAGCUAGUCAAAUUGGCGGCGGAUAUGAAGAAAGCUGCCGCACACACUCGCGUCAGAUACAAACACCCGAGGAUACGGUUUAUUCUCCCCAAGAUCAUCGAGGGACAAACUCCACAUGUCGACAGGGUCAUUCGCGAAAUCAGGAAAUCGGGCGUGACAGUGCAAUGCGGUACAAUUCCAGAAGACAUGCCAGCACCCGGCGCCGAAAACCCAGACGUAGCGCUUCUUGAAGCCACAUUUGAGUCUCUGCUUCCAAGCCCUUACCCACACCGGACCCCAACAUUGAAUGUCGACUGCACUUUACUUCUUGCCCUGGUAUCCGACCUAUCACACUCCCGCCACAUCGCCCAUUCAGAGCACCAUCAUCGAGCCAUAACUCGACAAAUUGAGCUCGAAGCGGAAAAGCCCCUGGUGCCAUCGGAAUUAUGGCCAGCCAUGGGGGAUAAAAGCCUGGUUUGCACGAACGAGGCGGCCCAAAGAAUGCAAGAGAUCGUAGAUACGAUAGGAACCGAGACGGAGAAAGCUAGGGCUCAAUUGUUAAUGGGGCGAACGAAAGAGGAGCUGAAAAGGGAAGAUUUAAUAUCCCGGUUUCAGAAGUUGUCCGAUUAUGAAGUCCCCGUGGACUGGAAACUGCCCAUUCGAGUAGUAGAAGCUCAUGGAGAGAUUACUCGGGGUUUUGACAAUGGGCAGCUUCCAGAUGUAGCUCGCAAAGUUGCCAGCCAGCUUAGUGAUAUAAACACCACAACCGAACCGUGGUAA
Messenger RNA from Uncinocarpus reesii 1704, 1548 nucleotides. RefSeq lists its product as uncharacterized. Lineage: Eukaryota; Fungi; Ascomycota; Eurotiomycetes; Onygenales; Onygenaceae. The transcript has 2 exons. The coding region runs from base 1 to 1548 and encodes 515 amino acids. The record is from RefSeq and is a predicted model, not a curated record.